UCAUUGUACUCCAGUAGCACAUUCAAGAAAUCAGACAGAUUACGAAGUUUCAUUAGGUGGUGAAAUGAAUGGCAUUGCAUGUUCAUGCGAUGUCAUCUAUAACCAAUCUCAAUCAAAACCUGAGAGCACUCUGUGCAGAAGGUCGCUUGAAGGAUGCAAUAAACAUUGUUAUUACUACAAACAAUACUCCUGUACAGGCUUCCACAUAUAUUCAUCUAUUGCAGAGCUGCAUAGAUAAGAAAGCCCUUUCGGAAGGUAAGAAAAUAAGCUCCCACAUCAAUGACAGUGGGCAUGCAUUUGCCACACACCCUCUUAUACAAACUAAACUUAUCAACAUGUUUGACAAGUGCGGAAGCGUUAUGGACGCUCGCCAUGUUUUUGACAACAUGUGCGAACCAGACGUUUUUUCAUGGAAUGUGAUAAUUGCGGCCUACCGAAAUCAUGGGUAUCCUCAACAGGCUUUCAAACUGUUUCACCAAAUGCAACGAACGGCCGUCCAACCUGAUCACUUCACCUUGUCCACUGUUCUCCGUGUGUACCAACACAUCAUCUCUAAAAUAUGGUUUGCAGAUCCAUGGAAAGGUAAUCAGAUGUGGAUUUCAAUCCGAAGUUAUUGUGAUGAAUACCCUAAUCGAUAUGUAUUCAAAAUGUGGAAGGAUACACAAUGCGCGUCAAUUGUUUGACAAAAUGCAGAAUGCAGAUGUCGUUUCAUGGAAUGCGAUGAUUGCAGGCUACGUCAAACCGGGUGUGCUUGACGAGGCUUUUAUGCUUUUCAGUUAAAUGCCUCAGCCGAAUGUGGUCUCGUGGACUUCAAUCAUUGCUGGAUAUGCACAAAAUGGGUUUGUGGAAAAAGCCUUGGACAUUUUUAAGCAAAUGCAGUUAGCAGGUGUAAAACCAACCUCAGAAACAUUUUCAAGCAUCGUCUCCGCUUGUUCUAAAAUCGGACUUGUGGAACAGGGUAUGGGAAUCCAUCAAAGAGUAACAGAAAGUGGAAUACCCUUCAAUAUUGUGGUUGCCAAUGCCCUGAUAGACAUGUACACAAAAUGUGGAAGCGUACGCAAGGCACGCCAAGCUUGACGAGAUGUUUCACCGAAAUGUCAUCUCAUGGACAACAAUGAUUGCAGGAUACACGCAAAAUGGGCAUGCUGAUAAAGCUUUGGAAAUGUUUAAUGGAAUGCAAGUGGCAGGCGUAAAACCAAACUCGUCAACCUUUGCCAGCAUCCUUACAUCUUGUGCUAAAAUGGGAGCUUUGGAACAGGGUAUGGAGGUCCACACAAAAGUAAUUGAGAGCGGACAUUUGUGGGAUAUUGUACUUGUGACUGCCCUCCUGGACAUGUACACAAAAUGUGGAAACAUAGAAAAGGGACACAAAUUGUUCAACACAAUGCAUAACCCAGAUGUGGUUUCAUGGAAUACAUUGAUUACAGGAUAUGCCAAUAUUGGAGCUCUUGACAAGGCUUUGAAGCUUUUUAAUGAGAUACCUCAUAGAAAUGCUGUCUCAUGGACUGCAGUCAUUACUGGAUUUGCUCAAAAUGGGCUUGUUGAAAAUGCUUUGGAGUAUUUCAAGCAAAUGCUUUUAGCAGGCAUAGAACCAAGCUCAGUAACCUUUGCCAGCAUCCUACCUGCGUGUGCCAAAGUUGGCGCUUUGGAACAGGGUAUGGAAACCCAUGAAAAAAUCAUCGAAAGAGGACUUUUGUCAGAAGUUUUCGUUGCAAAUACCCUUAUACACAUGUAUGCAAAAUGUGGAACCAUACAGAAGGCAUACAAAUUGUUUGACAAAAUGCCUCAGCGAACUAUCAUCUCAUGGAAUGCAAUGAUUGCAGGAUAUGCAAUGCAUGGCUAUAGCAAUGAUGCCCUUAAACUCUUUGCACUAAUGAAGCACUCUGGAACAAACCCCAACCAUGAGAUAAAUCACAUCCACAAACACAGGAAAUCUAUGCAAAGUUGGAUACAUUGUCUUGGAAGAUGAAGGCAGCAGGGUAUACACCGAAUAUAACACCUAUAUUGAAUGAUGUGGAGAAGGUAGAGAAGGAAAUACUUCUUUGCCACCAUAGUGAGAAGUUGGCAAUAGCAUUUGGGUUAUUAAACACGUUGCCUGGAACAACUAUCAGAGUUGUCAAGAACCUUCGAGUCUGUGGUGACUGUCAUACUGCAACCAAGUUUAUAUCCAAGGUUGUUGCAAGAGAAAUUGUUGUGAGAGAUGCUAAUCGUUUCCAUCAUUUUAAACACGGACAAUGUUCUUGUGGAGAUUAUUGGUGAUGCUAAGGGAACCUAGAAACUUAGGUUUUUGCUAUCCAAAGUUGCAGGAUCUCAGAUGGUAAGAAGGAAUUAUGCUUUAUUUUCAGUUCCCAAGAAAAUGCUGUUUGUGGGUGUUUGGAGCAAUAGACCAUGCUUUGACAUGAUGAGAUGAUAUUGCACAUCAAGUGUCAUGGCGUGGAUAUACUGAUGGGAUAUUUGUUCUGGCUCCGUUGUAACAUGGAUAAGUCAUGACAUUAGUCUGUUCUUCAUGAAGCUGCUGAAAAGCUGGCGAAGGCAGAGAAGAAUAGAUAAUGUGAAAGCAAAGCAAUGCUUGGAGGAGAUGGAAACCUGUUCAGUCGACAGGAAUGUUAAGAGGAGCUUACAAUUAAGUGAACGGUGAGAAGAGCAUUUCUUGGGCAUUCUUUACUGGGAGUAGGUGGUUUUGGUCCACUUUACUUGCAGGCUUGGUCAUGAUGUCAAAAUGCAGGCGUAGAAGAUUUGUGCCGUAUGCAAAUCUAAUGGAAAGAGUUUCCUUGUGCCACAAGAUCAGUUUCAUAGUCAAUUUGGUGUUUGGUUUGCCUGUGGCCUGAAAUGACAUUGACCUUAAAAACUCUUGCCUUUUUAAUUUGCGACUGUGUUUUUGUUUGGAUCGAUUUCUUUGUCCUGUUUCAAUGUCAGCUGUGCUUCUAUUUCCUAAAGCAUAUUUACGAAAAUAAAUCGAAAUUCAUAUU
Messenger RNA from Cryptomeria japonica (Japanese cedar), 2969 nucleotides. RefSeq names its product pentatricopeptide repeat-containing protein At2g13600-like. The record is from RefSeq and is a predicted model, not a curated record. The transcript is spliced from 2 exons. Gene Ontology annotation, biological process: RNA modification. Gene Ontology annotation, molecular function: RNA binding; protein binding. Bases 1082 to 1969 code for a protein of 295 amino acids. Lineage: Eukaryota; Viridiplantae; Streptophyta; Pinopsida; Cupressales; Cupressaceae.